AUGAAUGGAAGCGCCAUAGAACCGCUGGCGCUGGACGCAGCCGACUACGACCCGAUAUCACAUCUGAAUCAAAUCUUCUCCCACCCCUCCACCGUCCACUCCGUCUCGCGAGUAUCCAGCACCCUGCGCGCCCAUCAAGAUGACCUAUCCCGACAGGUCUCUGCCCUCGAGCAGGCCCAGGCCUAUGGGCCCGACAGUAGCCUUGAGCGCAUGCAGUCUGCUCAGGCCGAGCUCGCCGGUCUGUUCAAGAAGAUCGAGACGGUGCGCAGCCGCGCCAUUCAGACCGAGCAGAACAUCACCAACAUGACCGCCGAUAUCAAGCGCCUCGAUGGCACCAAGCGGAACCUCACCUUAUCCAUGACCGCACUCAAGCGCCUGCAGAUGCUGACUACUGCCUACGAGCAGCUGCGCGGUUUGGCCAAGACCCGUCAAUACCGCGAGUGCGCCAGCUUGCUGGCUGCUGUGCUCCAGCUCAUGCGCCACUUCAACAGCUAUAGGAGCAUUGAGCAAAUAGCCACCCUCAGUAGGGGCGUCAGUGAGCUGCAACGCGAGCUGCUGGAGCAGGUCUGCGAGGACUUUGAGAUGGCAUUUGCAAAGGACGAGGUUGGGGCAAAGCGGGCGACCUUAGUCGAGGCUUGUGGUGUCAUGGAUGCGCUCGGUGACAAUGCCAGAUCGCGUCUGAUGACGUGGUAUCUGAACACAGAGCUCCGAGAGUACCGGCAAGUAUUCAGGGGCAACGACGAGGCUGGAAGCCUAGACAAUAUAGGCAGGAGAUACGCCUGGUUCAAGAGGAUGAUGAAGGGCUACGAAGAGGAACACGCCGCCAUCUUCCCGCCACAUUGGAUGGUUGGCGAGAUGCUGGCCAUGGCCUUCUGUGAUGGCACGAGAGAUGACUUCAAGGGCAUCUUGGAACGAAGCAUGCGCCGCGUAGAUGGGGCCAAAAUUGACGUUAACCUGCUGCUGAGCUGUCUCCAAGAGACCAUGGAUUUCGAGCAAAGUCUCGAAAGAAAGUUUGCUGACAAGCCGAGGGCGAGUAUCGACACUCUCAGCUCGGCUGACGAGAGAACACAGAAUUUUAAUGGAUCGAUAUCGGUUGCCUUCGAGCCAUACCUCAGCCUCUGGGUUGAAUCUCAGGACAAGGCGCUUGCUGCCAUGAUACCAAGAUACAAGGCACAGCCGCUUAUACCGCCGGAUGAAGAAUUCUCUCCGCAAGCCGUCAUCGGCUCCGCAAUAGAGCUCUUUCACUUCUACAAGGUCACGUUGUCACAAUGCGCCAAGCUCUCGACCGGAGAACGGCUGUUGGACUUGACCAAGACCUUCUCGAGAUACCUGGAUGAGUAUGCGCAGCAAGUACUGUUGGCGAUUUUGCAAAGAACCGGCCCAACAGCGGCAUCUCUGGAGGAUAUUGUUUUAGUGAUCAAUACGGCAGACUUCUGGCAUACCAACACAGGUCAGCUCGAGGAUAGUAUCAAGAAGCGAAUAGACCCUGAGCUGGGCACCAAGGUCGAUCUAUCCUCUCAAGCAGAUGCAUUCCUCGGGGUAGCUAGCGCAGCAGUCAUGACGCUGGUCAAUCGAGUGGAAGCUGAUUGUGAGGGUGCUUGGCGCGAGAUGAAAAAUACAAACUGGAGCAAGAUGGAAAGUGUCGGAGACCAGAGCUCGUACGUUGGAGAGCUUUUGCAGCACAUUAAUGCAAAGGCUGAAGAGAUAUUGCACGUCUUGGCAAAGCAGCAAUAUGCCCGUGCUUUUGCAGACAAUCUUGUCGAGCACCUUGCUGGUACAUAUAUUGCAAAUAUCGUACAAUGCCGACCAGUAUCCGAGGUCGGUGCUGAGCAGAUGCUGUUGGACAAAUACGUCCUGACCAAGGCAUUUGAGAACCUCCUUUCUUUCCACAACUCCUCAUCGACCCCCCAUGUACCGGCUGUUGGGUUUGUGAAAAGGGUGAAUAACACAAUGACCCGUAUCGACCCCUUGUUAAAAACUCUCCAAGUCCGACCCUCGCCACCAGAAGGUCUGGUGCAGGCAUACCUUAUCCACAUUGGUGACAAGUCGGACACCAAUUUCAAAAAAAUACUCGACCUGAAGGGAGUGCGCAAGAUGGACCAGUCACAUCUCCUCGAGCUAUUCCAGAUUCACCGCGAAGGGUCUUCCAACGACAAGCUGGUAGCACAAAGCCCUCUGCUUACACCGCUCAUGAAUGCAUCUGCUGCCGGCAACACAGUCCCAAGUAUCAAUCCAGGCUCCGCAUUGAUGGGCGCACAGGGGGCUACCAGAUUUGAUGCAGCCAGCCUAGGAGAGAAGUUGCUGAGUGCAGCUAGAGAUGGCGUGGAGAGAAUAGGCACACCCGGCCAGCAGAGCGCGGCAGGGCAACAAGCUGCGACAACCAUGAACGAGAAUCUAAAGAAUUUUGGAAAAUUCUUCCGAAGAGAUAUCGGAGGGCUAGGCGCCAGAUUCGGCAAGAGCGGCGAUGAAUCGGGGAGGUAA
Messenger RNA from Pestalotiopsis fici W106-1, 2481 nucleotides. RefSeq lists its product as uncharacterized. Gene Ontology annotation, cellular component: GARP complex. The record is from RefSeq and is a predicted model, not a curated record. Gene Ontology annotation, biological process: retrograde transport, endosome to Golgi. Bases 1 to 2481 code for a protein of 826 amino acids. NCBI's taxonomy places the organism in Eukaryota, Fungi, Ascomycota, Sordariomycetes, Amphisphaeriales, Sporocadaceae. The transcript has 3 exons.